This is a messenger RNA of Suillus subalutaceus, 1722 nucleotides long. RefSeq lists its product as uncharacterized. The transcript has 13 exons. The coding region runs from base 1 to 1722 and encodes 573 amino acids. Lineage: Eukaryota; Fungi; Basidiomycota; Agaricomycetes; Boletales; Suillaceae. The record is from RefSeq and is a predicted model, not a curated record.
AUGACUCGGGCAGGCACUUGCUGUGCCAGAAAUUACUGCACGACGCCUGCAUUCAAUGAUGAGAUCCACGGUAUCACUGGAAGCAAGGAACUGGCCAGGAAGGUGAAGAACCUUCAAAAAUUCAAUGGCCUGAGGGCGUCUGUUUAUAAACAGCUGUUGAAAAGUCGUGGUGAAUUUUCAACCGUACCCUAUACCGCAUGGGAUUAUCCUGGAGGCAGGCAUUACACAAAUCCAAGUCUCUACCCCGUUUCUCCAGACGAGAUGAAGCUGAUACACUCAAGUCGUCAACAUAUCAGCUCCCAUCUCCAUCAUGCAGAGACGGAUUCAAGCUCCAACUUCUGCAUUCAGACGGCAUUUAACACAAACGCCCCUCAACAAGUCGAUAUCAUUACGACCAGGCAGUUAGCACCAGAGAUGUAUAGCGUGCAAAUUGGGCGGUUGAAUGUGGAUCAUCAAUUCUAUGUCAAAAUAUCCAUUCAUGAUGUCGAUGGGGGCACAACCAGUUGUACGAGUCCGGAGAAGCCCAGCUCUAUGCCGUGGAGUAGUAAACAUAUCUUCAAUGUUCGCAACUCUACCACGCUCACAUUGGAAGUAUUUGCUCAUCGCCAAUUUCAUGAUGAUCAGUACAUCGGUAUGGUCCAGGGCUGUGUCGAAGAAUUUUUGAAGUACCCUGGUGCCAUUCUUGAACGGCUGAAGUGCGUAAACCCUCAAGGCAAGGAAGAACUGCUCAGGGCAAGCUUGGAGUUCAAGCUUACCACCAUUGUGGGCGCUGGGAGACCUGCUGAUGGGUCCCAGCAUACCGAACUUUGUCACAGAGAAGGUAUCCGGAAGGAGCCCAUAACGAGUCAUGGCUAUGGAGAUGCUCUCAGAACACCAUUUCCCCCGGCAGUGCAAAUCUUCGAUCAGUACAUCGGUAUGGUACAAGAAGGUGUCGAGACGCUUCUCGCUUAUUCCAGAAUUAAAAUCUACCGCCUCAUGUCUUUUGACCGUCAUGGCAACAAACAUCUCCUUUGUGCUAGCAUGGAAUUCAAGAUCAUGCCUCUUCAUAAUACAAUCGAGCAUGAAACCACUCAGCACGCUGAAGACCAGCUCGCCCGGACACUUGAUGUCUCUGAGGAUACAUCAUAUACACCGGCCAUGGGAGACUGUGGACCAAAUGAACCAUUGACAGCGUCUACUGAGCAAGUUGUCGAUGUUGUUACCCCAGGACCCCUUCCUCUGCUCUUGGACAAGAUCAGAAUUUUCGUUCAGCUUUCUGGCAAGUUCGCUGAGGCCCAUCCUUACACCAAAAUGGCGUUCAUGAUUCUCACUGCAGUACUAUAUAAUUUGGAGAGUGCACGUGACCGAAGUAUCAAUCAGCUCAUUACCGUUAUGCACGAAACCUACAGCCUUAUCUCUGGCGAAGAGGAACUGAAAAGGGUAGAAUCGCAAGAAAAGACUAUCAACUCCCUCGCUCGCCAGACGGUCGAGUGCUCGUACUUUAUCCGUGACUACCUGGAGAACAGGAGCGGAUGGAAACAAAGCUUUUCGAACGCGUUGUCCAAAUUAGAUGAUAAAAUUUUAACGUACGAAGCAACCUUCAAAGAACUCAAGAAUGCUAUACAACAGCAGGUCACGAUUACCACGGAACUCUACGUCUUUCGUGUCCAUGAUCUGUUGCUUGACCAUGGUAGUGUUCCAUCUUCCAUACCUCUUCCUUGCAUAUGUUCAUAUUACUACUAG